Messenger RNA from Heterocephalus glaber (naked mole-rat), 948 nucleotides. Its product is annotated as olfactory receptor 8H1. Gene Ontology annotation, molecular function: G protein-coupled receptor activity; olfactory receptor activity. NCBI's taxonomy places the organism in Eukaryota, Metazoa, Chordata, Mammalia, Rodentia, Bathyergidae. Gene Ontology annotation, cellular component: membrane. The record is from RefSeq and is a predicted model, not a curated record. Gene Ontology annotation, biological process: G protein-coupled receptor signaling pathway.
AUGCGUAGAUGGAAUUCCACCAGUGUGCCUGACUUCAUCUUCAUGGGGCUGACAGACUCUGCAGAGGCAAAGCCGGUCCUCUCUGUGCUCUUUCUCCUGAUUUACCUGAUCACAGUGCUGGGGAACACAGGGAUGAUACUGAUCAUUCACCUGGAUCCCCAGCUUCACACCCCCAUGUACUUUUUUCUCACUCACCUGUCAUUCCUUGACCUUAGUUACUCAAGUGUCAUCACCCCUAAAACCUUACAGAACUUGCUGACUUCCACCAAGAGGAUCUCCUUCCUGGGCUGCUUCACACAGAUGUUCUUUUUCAUAUUCUUUGGUGGCACAGAAUGUUCGCUUCUCUCUUCCAUGGCCUUUGAUCGCUAUGUAGCUAUCUGCAACCCUCUGCACUAUCCAGUCAUUAUGUCCACAAGACUCUGCCAUGUCCUGCUCACUUGCUCCUAUGCUCUAUCAUUUGUGGAUUCCACUGUGAAUGUGGUUUGUAUAAGCAGAUUGCAUUUCUGCAAGUCUAAUGUCAUUCAGCACUUUUUCUGUGACACAUCCCCGAUUUUAGCCUUGUCAUGCAGUGACACUUUUGAUGUUGAAAUCAUUAUAUUCAUUUUUGCUGGAUCCAUUUUAGUGCUGUCCCUCAUCACCAUAUCUGGAUCCUAUCUGUCCAUCCUCUCCACUAUCCUGAAAAUUAAUUCCACUUCUGGAAAGAUAAAGGCUUUCUCCACCUGUGCCUCCCAUCUCCUGGGAGUCACCAUCUUCUACAGCACUGUCAUCUUUACUUACCUAAAACCAAAGACAUCCUACUCCUUGGGAAGGGAUCAGGUGGCUUCUGUGUUUUACACAAUUGUGAUUCCCAUGCUGAACCCUCUCAUUUACAGUCUCAGAAACAAAGAGGUGAAAAAUGCUGCUAUUAGAGUCCUGCAGAAAAUACCAAGUGUUAAACAAUUAAAAUAA